AUGUUGCUGCUUGCACUGCUGUGUCAUUCUGUAUGUAAGACACAUUCUAUUAACUGCAGCAUAUUGGAUGAUCCUGUCCCUAUUCCUCAUGAAUUUUACCAGCCAGGAAACCUUAUCAUUGGUGUCAUUGUUUCUCAGGUUGUCUUCCUCUAUAACCAUCUCAGUUUCAUGGAACAGCCUACACAGAUCUUGAUUAACGAACCCAUAUCUGUGCCAAAGAACUACCAGCAUAUACUGGCCUUAGCAUUUGCUGUCAAAGAGAUCAAUGAGAAUCCCAACAUCUUAUCAAAUAUAUCUCUAGGAUUCCACAUCCUCAAUAGUUACUACACUGCAAGAAUGACGUAUAAAGCUACCCUGAACCUUCACUCCACACAACAUAGGUUUGUCCCCAACUUCAUUUGUGACAAUCAGAACAAUUUGAUAGCCCUCGUUGGAGGAUGCAUCUCUGAAAUCUCUGCCAAUAUUGCCGUCAUUUCAGCAACCCGAAAGACUCCACAAAUGGUCCCAGAUGAAAUAUAUCAGCAUAUAGGAGUUGCACGGUUACUUCAGCAUUUUGGAUGGACAUGGAUUGGGCUCGUGGCUGUGGAUGAUGACAAAGGGGAUAGGUUUUUACAGGCAAUUGUGCCAAUGCUUUCCCAGAAUGGCAUCUGUUAUGCAUUCAUAGUAAGAUUACCAAAAUGGAAUUAUGUGGAUGAGAUGGUAGACUAUGGUUUACAGCAUUCAAUUCAUCAUUUUCUUAAGAGCAUCUUAUUUAAUAACAGUGCUGGAGACAUUGUGCGCUUUGACAGUAAUCAAGAAAUAGUUGCAGGUUUUGAUGUUACAAACUGGUUGAUGUUCCCCAAUGGAUCUGUUGUUAGAGUAAAAGUUGGAAGACUGGAGCCUCAGGCUCCUCCUGGCAAGGAAUUAACCAUUCAUGAUGACCAAAUUGAAUGGCAUCCAAGUUUUAAUCAGGUGCUGCCUGUUUCUGUGUGCAAUGACAACUGUUGCCCUGGCUAUAGCAGGAAAAAGAAAGAGGGAGAGAAAUUUUGUUGCUAUGAUUGUGCUCGGUGUCCAGAAGGGAUGAUCUCUGUCAAGAAGGAUAUGGAUGCCUGUAUCAAAUGUCCAGAAGACCAACAUCCAAACAAGGGCCAAACUAAAUGCACUGCUAAAGUUCUAAGUUUCCUCUCUUACAAAGAAGAUUUAGGGGUCAUCUUAGCAAUCUUGACUAUUGCUUUUUCCUUGAUCACCAUUUUAGUUCUUGGCAUUUUUAUGAAGCACAAAGAGACCCCAAUAGUUAAAGCCAACAACCGGACCCUCACCUACAUCCUGCUCAUCUCUCUCCUCCUUUGUUUCCUCAGCUCCUUACUCUUUAUUGGGAAGCCUGGAAAUGUGAUCUGCCUUCUCAGACAAUCGCUGUUUGCUUUCAUAUUCUCUGUGGCCCUUUCCAGCAUUUUGGCAAAAACCAUCACCGUGGUUAUGGCAUUUAUGGCAACCAAGCCAGGUUCAAAAAUGAGAAAAUGGAUAGGGAAAAGAUUGACAAAUUAUAUCAUCCUUUCCUGCUCCUUUCUUCAAGUUGCCAUAUGUGCUCUUUGGUUAAGUACUUCCCCUCCAUUCCCAGACAAAGAUAUGCACACAGCAAAGGCAGAAAUCAUACUAGAAUGUAAUGAAGGUUCAGCUACCAUGUUUUAUUGUGUCUUGGGCUAUAUGGGUUUCCUGGCCAUCGUCAGCCUCAUUGUGGCUUUCCUUGCUAGGAAAUUACCCGACAGUUUCAAUGAAACCAAAUUUAUCACUUUCAGCAUGUUGGUGUUUUGCAGUGUAUGGUUAUCCUUUGUUCCAACCUACCUGAGCACCAAAGGAAAAUACACGGUAGCUGUGGAAAUCUUCUCCAUCUUGUCUUCCAGUUCUGGGUUACUGUGUUGCAUUUUUUCUCCUAAAUGUUAUGUCAUUAUUUUGAGACCUGAGCUAAACAACAAGGAGCAAUUAAUAAGGAAAAUAAAAUGA
Molecule: messenger RNA, 1980 nt
Organism: Lacerta agilis (Sand lizard)
Lineage: Eukaryota; Metazoa; Chordata; Lepidosauria; Squamata; Lacertidae
Product: vomeronasal type-2 receptor 26-like
Exons: 6
Coding region: 1-1980 (659 amino acids)
Biological process (GO): G protein-coupled receptor signaling pathway
Cellular component (GO): membrane
Molecular function (GO): G protein-coupled receptor activity
Source: RefSeq, a predicted model, not a curated record